Medicago truncatula (barrel medic) is the source of this 1027-nucleotide messenger RNA. Its product is annotated as two-component response regulator ORR26. Lineage: Eukaryota; Viridiplantae; Streptophyta; Magnoliopsida; Fabales; Fabaceae. The record is from RefSeq and is a predicted model, not a curated record. Gene Ontology annotation, biological process: cytokinin-activated signaling pathway; phosphorelay signal transduction system. The coding region runs from base 67 to 636 and encodes 189 amino acids. The transcript has 4 exons.
UUUCCAAGGUUUCUUGGGUUUCACUUUUCACCUCAAAAACUCUCUAUUGCGUUCUUCCCUUCUACAAUGGCUCUUUUCAACGAUAUGGAAUCACUUCCCAGCCAAUUCCCAGAGGAUUUAAAUGUUCUUGUGGUUGAUCAUGACACUGAUGUCCUUAAUGCUGCUGUGGAAAUGUCUAUUCCAUGUAAUUAUCAAGUUACCACAUGUUCUAAGGCUUCUUUUGCCUUUAAACUUUUGACGGAAACGAAGGGCUGCGUUGAUGUGGUACUAAUUGAAGCUCAAAUGCCAGACAUGGAUUCAUAUGAUUUUGUCCGACAUGUUACCCAACAAAUCAAUAUUUCUGUCAUCAUGAUGUGUGAUGAUGGAUCAACAAAUGCAGUGAUGAAAGCUGUUACAAACGGGGCUUGCGAAUUUUGGAUUAAGCCUUUCAUCGAGAAUCAAAUCAAGAACAUGUGGCAGUGUGUUGCAAGGAAAGUUUGGAAUGAAAAUAAACAUGAUCUUGGAAUCUUGAAGGUAAAAAGUCAAAGCAAAAGGGGAAGUGAUUAUAAUGCUGAUUUUCAACCCCUAACAAAGAAAUCGUAUAUCAUGAACUUGGCCUUGAUAAGGCAAAGCCAAAAGCAAUUCAUGAAGCGAUGAAUGUUCCUAGCCAUUUGCAGAGAGUGAUAAUUGAUUUGAAGAGUUCAACCCAAGAGAAUAGAAAGUCAAAAAGGGGGCGGAAAAAAUCAAAGUUUGAUCAAUGUCAUGUUCCUAACGAAACACAAUUGAACUCUGAAGUUGUUCCAUCAAUACAAGACCCGGAAGUUUUAAUGAUGACAUUUGACGAUUAUCAAGAUUUUGACGAUAUUGCCAACAUUCCUACAUGAUCCAAGAUGAUUCAUCAUCACUAUACGAAGCACAACCUCCAUCAGAAUAUGGUAUAUUUUAGUUUUUAUUUUUUAUGAUUGAAUCGAAUGGUUGUAGUUAGUUCUUUUUGAGAGGAAAUAUUCUUAUUUCUGGCAGUAAUUAAUCGCUCUUAUUUUUUUUACUA